Messenger RNA from Lottia gigantea (owl limpet), 402 nucleotides. RefSeq lists its product as hypothetical. The transcript is spliced from 2 exons. The record is from RefSeq and is a predicted model, not a curated record. NCBI's taxonomy places the organism in Eukaryota, Metazoa, Mollusca, Gastropoda, Lottiidae. Gene Ontology annotation, molecular function: alpha-L-fucosidase activity. Gene Ontology annotation, biological process: glycoside catabolic process; fucose metabolic process. Gene Ontology annotation, cellular component: lysosome. Bases 1 to 402 code for a protein of 133 amino acids.
AUGUUGAUGAACGUAGGACCAACUAAAGAAGGAACUAUCAGUCCCAUAUUUGAAACCAGAUUAAGGGACGUAGGGUCAUGGUUAACGGUAAAUGAAGAGGCUAUCAGAAGUUCAAAACCAUGGACCUCACAAAACGACACAGUAACCCCAAGAGUUUGGUACACCAUGAAAAACAGUGACGUAUACGCCAUAGUGCUUGACUGGCCAACAACUUCAACUCUCAGUCUGGGAGCACCAAAUCCUCAACCAGACACAACAGUGUCUUUACUGGGUUAUAAUGGUGGAACCUUUACCUGGAAAUCAAGACAAGGAGGUGGAAUGGAUAUCAUGAUACCGGCUAUUUCUGCAAAUAAGAUGCCAUGUCAAUGGGCGUGGGUGUUUAAACUAUCGGGCCUUUCUUAG